Messenger RNA from Dreissena polymorpha, 2549 nucleotides. RefSeq names its product carboxylesterase NlhH-like. Gene Ontology annotation, cellular component: cytosol. The transcript has 6 exons. NCBI's taxonomy places the organism in Eukaryota, Metazoa, Mollusca, Bivalvia, Myida, Dreissenidae. The record is from RefSeq and is a predicted model, not a curated record. The coding region runs from base 98 to 1315 and encodes 405 amino acids. Gene Ontology annotation, molecular function: triacylglycerol lipase activity; sterol ester esterase activity. Gene Ontology annotation, biological process: triglyceride catabolic process.
GUGUUAUCAGUAACUACAAAUACUUAUAUAGGUAAAUUUAAUAAUAUUUAGAACAUGUUCUAUUCUACUCACGUUCGAACUGAUGUAAAGAGACAUUAUGAAGCUCUUCAAAGGCUUGUUUGCUUUAAGCGCCUUGAUUGCGACAGUUGCCAUCUACUUCCGGCCCGUGUUCCCGAAUUCCGCCAGCAACCUGUGGCUGAAAACUCUCGCCGGCCUCCACGUGAAGUUAAUACACGCCGUGAGCGUCACCGGAGGCGCCCUAGGUUUCAGUCCGAUCAACAUAACGCGCGCAAUGACUGACGUCAUGCUGAUAAUGAACAGACCCUCGCCUGACGUCACUGAAGAGUGGACGACGAUGGCGGGAGUUCCCGUGCUGCUCUACCGGCCCGCAGCGGCAUUGCCCGGUCUUCAACCCGCAAUCAUCCACAUACACGGAGGUGGCUGGGCGCUCAUGUCACCCGCCCACUAUGGCCCGGUUUGUCGAGAACUGGUGAGAGCGACUAAUAGUGUCGUAGCGUCUAUUGACUACCGGCGGUCCCCGGAACACCUGUAUCCUGUACCGCUUAAUGACGUCAUCACAGCAACCAAACACUUCUUAAGUCACGCUGAUAUGUACCAUGUGGACAAAAACCGAAUUGCAGUGAAGGGAGACAGUGCGGGUGGAAAUCUAGCUCUUGCACUGGUUCUAAACCUCACGUCAGAAGUGGAACUUCCGGCGAUCUCCGCCCUGUCGCUGGACUAUCCGGCCAUACAGCUGUUCAACUUUGACCUGCCGUCCUACCAUACGUAUGAAUACGGCCCGUGCUUUCUCACUAAAACGUUGAUGAUUAAUUAUUGGCUCACUUACAUUUUCGGUCACAGGCAAUAUUUUAGCAUUCUGUAUAACAGAGAACACAUCGAUGAGGAAACGCUCGUUACCUAUGAAGAUUUCAUAUCCCCUGAGCUCUUACCUGAAUUCCUACAGAAAGAAUCUAAGAAGGUAAACCGCCCUGGUAAUAACAAUGCAAAGCCAAGUGACACAGUGUUACGGGAAAUAAGGAGCAAGAUAAGAGACCCGAUGAUUGCGCCCCUCAUGGCGUCUGAUGACGUCAUGUCUAAACUUCCGCCCACGUAUGUGCUCACAGCGGAGUUCGACGCGCUACGUGACGAGAGUUUCAUCCUCGUGGAGCGUCUGAGACGCGUUGGGGUGAAGGUCGAACACGCCUACUGUCCGCACGAAGAACACGGCUUCUUGAAUUUUGCUGACAUUGACAGCAAUGCUAAGCGUGAGAUUGGCAAAGCGGCCGCGUUUAUUAUAAAAGCUCUUAAUCACUAACAAUUAUUGAAAUUACUUAACAUUUAAUUUGCUUUUGUGUUCAGAUACCUUUGCCACAUUCGAAAGCUAGUCGUGCGUCAAUUUACUUCUUAAAAAGCAUAAGAUAUGAGGGUUUGGUGAAUGGCAGAAGCUACUAAUAUAGAAAACGAUACGCUGAUUUCAAAAAGAGCGCGUAAAAAUCUUACAAUUGUUUCGGAUAACUAUUAAUGCGUGGCCGCAUUGGUUUAUGGACAAACGCGAUACUGAAAUAAUCGCGAUUCUGGACACACAUUUCGAAAUGAACAACGUUAGUGGAUACGACGGUUUGAAUGUCAUACGUGAUAUGUAAACAAGUACUUAACAGUUAUAUUUCAGUUGUUUUGAACCACCGAUAUCCCAUUUGAGUGGUCAUGUAGAUGUCAUUUCCGGUUCGCUUAACUAGGAAGUGGUCCGAUAAUUCCCCUGUUAGUUCCUGUUUGUUACACUUGUACUGGAUGAUAAUCUCUUACAUUGUAAUUGAGCUCUGAGCUAAAAAAGGUUGCCACAUUGACCAUUGACCUAGAUACGUGUCUACAUGCGGUAAAUCAUUUAGGAGAGUUAUUUCAUAGUUGCCUUAUAUGUUAAAGUUCGCACGAGAUCGGACACACUCGUUCACGAGACGUACGUUCGUACGAACUUUGUCAAGCUUCGUGACUUUAGAAGAGCAAGUCAAUUGGCGCGCCCAAUUAAAGUACAUGCUGCUUAAUAGCAUGGAAACAACAACACAAUGCGGCGUAGCUGCAUACUGCGCCAAAGUAAACAGGGUACUUCAAUCCAAAGAGCGGGUUCGAGGCGGGGGAGGGUUAAAUGUAUCAAUGUGACAGUCGGCUGAUUAUGAGCCUAGAAUCAAUAUGGACUGUGCUCUGUAAAAAGAGGGUUAAAUGGAUGUGCAUAAAGUGUCAUAUCAGUUCGCGCAGGCUAAUCAGGGACGACACUUUCCGCUUGUAUGCUAUUUUUCGUUUACAGUAAGUUUCUUCUUUGCAAAAAUCAAGUUUCGACGGAAAGUGUCGUCCCUGAUAAGCUUGUGUGGACUUCACAGGCUAAUCUUGGACGACACUUUUCGCACAUGCAUUACACCCCUUGUUCAUUUCAUUCUAUAACCCUAUGCAACAAGCGUUGUCUUUGUCUUUAUUAUUGUGUUGAUAACUUGCGUGUGAUUUCUGCUACAUUAACAUUGUCUUUGUCCUUAUAUAUGAUGUACACACAACUCAUCGUU